AGAAUUUGAUAAUAUAAUAUUGUUUAGGGGUGGUUUUUGAUCUUGGGUUUUGCUUUACUUCUCCACUUAGAUGAUGAGAUAAUGAUGUGCCCACCCUCAAAUCGAAUGCUGGACAGCAUACUGAAACCGGUGAGGCAGAGAGAUUGUGCAUGAAAUAAAAGGGUAAGAGAGAGAAGAGACGACGAAGACACACACUCUCUCUCUCUCUCUGUCUCUCUCUCUGUCUCUCUCUCUCUUUCAUGAUUGAUUCCAGUUGGGUUCAAACAGAAGCCAACUGGGUCAGGUAAAGUUUUUAAUUGGUGAGGGUAUUCUUUGAAAAAGUUUUCACUAUUGAUACUAAUUCUAGCUGCACGAAGCCGUAAGAGCCAGAAAAGAACCGGAUAUAGAAAAGGCCCAAUUUUUUUCCUUACCUCAUAAAUGAUUCCCUCAAAGAUUUCCCCAAAAUAACAUUUGGGUUUGGUUCAAUUUCCUGUUUGGGGUGAUUAGUUUGGUUCUGUUGUGUUCUUCAAAUGAGGUUUUGAUGGGAUUUUAAUGCUUAAUACGGCAAGAGAAAGGAAACUUAGUAUUGAACCAUAAAGUGGAAUACUAAGAAGAGAUCAGAAAGGUGGACCACCUUGUUUUCUUGGUCUGGUGAAUGAUUAGAAUCCAUUUCUUGCCAGUUUUCACAUUAUUCUUUGUGGAUUCUGAGUGGGGUUUGUUUAUAAAACAUCGAUUUGGAUGAGUUGCAUGAGGUGGGCUCUUUGCACUUUGGCUUCCCAAUUUGAAUAUCAUUCUUGGGUUCUUGUUUGGGAGGUGCGAUUUUGAUGAGUUCUGUUGCUGGAACUGGGGUUUUUGUCAAGCUUUCGAGGUUCUUUGUGAAGUUACAGAGGUGGGCUUUGGUUAAAAUGUCUAUGAAUUCCAAGCCCUCUGGCUUAAAUGGCACAUUCAAGCGGAAGAAGCAAAAUGAUCCUUUGCAUGGGCCUAAUUCUGCCAAGAAAUGGAGGAGAAAGAUUCUGUUUCUUCUGUUUCUUUGGUUUUCAUGUGUUCUCAUCAUGGCUAGCAUUUGGUUUCUUUUGAGUUUUGAAAAUAGGGCACUGUGGAAGAAAGACAAGAAUCUAGAUACUUGUGAAGAAAAAGCUCAAGUCUUGCUCCAGCAUUUCAAUGUCAGCAAGAGCCAGCUUCAUGCUUUGGUUUCUUUGUUUUCUGAAUCAGAUCAGAUAACAUCCCCUGAAUGCCCCAAAGAACUGGGGCCUGAAAUGGCAAUGACUGAUGGCAUUGCAUGUGCUCUCAAGGCACUGUGUUCAAAGAAGCAGGAGUUUCAACCACAAGGAGGAUGGGCUGCUCAAGAUUUAAAGACUAAUGACCAAUGCGCAGCUCAAGACACAAACAUUGCGAGGAAGCUUGAGCAAUCAUUGAGAGAUGAAUUGAACAUUUUGCAAACAACCAAAAUGAGGGACCAUGCAGAAGAUCACUGUAAGAUUUUUUCUUUUGGUUUGGAAAAAGUAUGUUGGUCGAUCCUUUUUGCAAUGAUCGUGGGCUGCACAUUAUCUGGUUUUCAUUUUAAAUUCUGGAAGAAGAAAACACUGAAGCUAGUUCAUUUGGAGCCAGUGCCUCAACAGCGGCACCAACUGUUGCAGAUGAAGCAGCAACAGUUAUCAAAGGGUCCUCCUAAGGGUGCUGGAAAGUGGAGGAAGAAGCUUCUUAUAAUUUUUGUCCUGCUUGGAAUUUUUACCUCUUUUUGGUUGUUUUGGCACUUGAAUAAAAAAAUCAAGCUAAGAAGGGAAGAAACUCUUGCCAACAUGUGUGAUGAGCGGGCACGAAUGCUGCAGGAUCAGUUUAAUGUGAGUAUGAACCAUGUUCAUGCCUUGGCUAUUCUUGUGUCCACCUUUCACCAUGGAAAAGAUCCCUCCGCAAUUGAUCAGAAAACAUUUGGUGAAUAUACUGAGAGAACAGAUUUUGAGAGGCCACUCACCAGUGGUGUUGCAUAUGCUCUGAAAGUUCUACAUUCACAGAGGGAGCAAUUUGAGAAGCAGCAUGGCUGGACAAUAAAGAAAAUGGAAACGGAGGACCAGACUCUAGUUCAAGAUUGUAUUCCAGAAAAGUUGGAUCCUGCACCCAUUCGAGAUGAAUAUGCUCCUGUGAUAUUUUCUCAAGAAACUGUCUCUCAUAUUGUCUCUAUCGAUAUGAUGUCUGGAAAGGAAGAUCGUGAGAACAUCUUGAGAGCAAGGGCAUCCGGAAAGGGAGUACUUACAUCUCCUUUUAAGCUUUUGAAAUCCAACCACCUGGGAGUUGUACUCACUUUUGCUGUUUAUAAUGCUGAGCUUCCUCCAGAUGCCACACCAGAACUAAGAAUUGAAUCUACUGUGGGGUAUCUUGGUGCAUCUUAUGAUGUCCCAUCAUUGGUUGAGAAGCUUCUCCACCAACUUGCCAGCAAGCAAACAAUUGUUGUGAAUGUUUAUGACACAACUAAUGCAUCUGCUCCAAUUCUUAUGUACGGCACUAACGUUACUGACACGGGCCUCUUGCACAUCAGCAACCUUGACUUUGGGGAUCCAUUGCGGAAGCAUGAAAUGCAUUGCAGGUUUAAGCAUAAACCUCCUUUGCCUUGGACGGCAAUAAAUGCUUCAGUUGGUGUCCUUGUUAUUACUCUUCUUGUUGGCCAUAUCUUUUAUGCAGCAAUAAGCAGAAUUGCAAAAGUUGAGGAGGAUUAUUGGCAGAUGAUGGAGCUCAAAAUUCGUGCCGAAGCUGCAGAUGUGGCAAAAUCUCAGUUUCUUGCAACUGUUUCCCAUGAAAUCAGGACCCCAAUGAAUGGUGUUUUAGGUAUGCUACAAAUGCUAAUGGAUACAGAUCUUGAUGCAAAUCAAAGAGACUAUGCCAAGACUGCUCAUGAUAGUGGAAAAGAUCUAAUCUCUCUGAUAAAUGGGGUCCUUGAUCAGGCUAAGAUAGACUCGGGCCGGCUAGAACUAGAAACUGUUCCUUUUGAUCUGCGGUCAGUCCUUGAUAACGUUCUUUCACUUUUUUCAAGCAAAUCCAAUGAAAAAGGAAUUGAGUUGGCCAUUUACGUCUCCAAUCAAGUGCCUGAAGUUGUUAUUGGUGACCCUGGACGGUUCCGGCAGAUAAUCACAAAUCUUGUUGGAAAUUCUGUAAAGUUCACACGAGACAAAGGGCAUAUAUUUGUCUCAGUUCGUCUGGCAGAUGAAGUGAGAGGUCCACUUGGUAUUAGAGAUGCAGUGUUGGCACAAGGCUUGAAUUCAACUCAGGACAUGUCCGAUGAAAUUGAUAAUACAUUGAGUGGGUGUCCUGUGGUUGACAGAUGGAAAAGUUGGGCAAACUUUAAAAUGUUAAAUAGCACAGAUACAAUGGAGGAACGUGAAAUGAUUAGGUUGCUAGUUACAGUUGAGGAUACAGGUGUGGGAAUCCCGCUGGAUGCACAAAGCCGCAUUUUCACUCCUUUUAUGCAGGCUGACAGUUCCACAUCACGAACCUAUGGUGGGACCGGGAUAGGAUUGAGUAUCAGUAAAUGUCUGGUAGAUCUCAUGGGUGGGGAAAUUGGGUUUGUUAGCGAACCUGGCACUGGCAGUACCUUCUCAUUCACAGCUUCUUUCAGGAAAGGAGAAUUGAGUUCUCUGGAUACAAAGUGGCAACCUUAUUACCCUACUGUUAUGGAGUUCCAAGGUUGGAGAGCAUUGGUAAUUGAUAAAAGAAGAGUACGAGCUGAGGUCACUAAGUACCAUCUUCAGAGGUUGGGUAUAUCAGUGGAUAUAGCUUCCAGCCUGAAAUCUGCAUGUUCUUAUUUAUCGGGAGGUCGCUACACAAGUGUUCCAGCAGAUUUGGCUGUGGUUCUUAUUGACAAAGAUGUUUGGCAUAAUGAAACUGGUAUGGCUUUAAAUCAUUUGUUGAAAGAAUCCAAGCAAAAUGGUGGAACAGAAAUCUCAGUAAAUAUUCCAAAGGUUUUUCUCUUGGCUACGACCAUCAGUCCUGAUGAACGCAAUGAACUUGUAUCAGCUGGUUUAGUAGAUAGUGUAAUUAUGAAGCCUCUCCGAUUAAGUGUCUUAAUUGCAUGCUUUCAAGAAGCCAUCGGAAGUGGCAAGAAGAGUCCAGCAAAAAGAAAGAAACCUUCAACUCUUCGGAAUCUACUAAGAGGAAGGAGAAUUUUGGUGGUAGAUGACAAUAAAGUGAACAGAAGAGUGGCAGAAGGAGCUCUAAAAAAAUAUGGAGCAAUUGUUACCUGUGUGGAGAGCGGCAAGGAAGCUUUGGAACUUCUAAAACCACCGCACACAUUUGAUGCUUGUUUCAUGGAUCGACAUAUGCCAGAAAUGGAUGGUUUCGAAGCUACCCGGCAAAUUCGGUUGAGGGAGAGGCAAUUUAAUGAGCAAAUUGCAUCCGGGGAAGCAUCAGCAGAGAUGUUUGGAAAUGUGACUUAUUGGCACACACCAAUACUGGCAAUGACAGCUGAUGUAAUUCAGGCAACAAAUGAAGAAUGCAUGAAGUGCGGGAUGGAUGAUUAUAUAUCAAAGCCAUUUGAAGAAGAACAACUUUACAAUGCAGUGGCUCGUUUUUUCGAGUCUGGUUGAUAGUAUGGAUUUAGAUAUCUGUUAUUGCUCAUCUGACUUUCAUCCAGAAGCCAGCUGGCUGAUCUAUGCUGAAUUUACCUUGACCCAAAGCAUUUGACUAGCUGACUAAUGAUGGAUAGAAUGAUCUGCAACAAAUUUUUAUUAUCUUUCCAGCUCUGGAAUUUGAGACUGAAGGUGACUUGAUUCAAGUAUGGAUGAUCUGGGUAGUAAAACCAAAUGAAUGCUUAUGGCCAGUUUGUUGUCUCUGGUUUGUCACAAUUGAAGAAGACAAUGACUACCAUGAGAGUAGGCAGAUAUGAAAUGCUAGCUGUGAUCCUUGUUUGAAUGCUGAUGAGAUUAUCAAUCCAACUUCUGAUCUUCUGCUGACUCAUGCAUGAAAUCUUCGCUUUAUUUCAUGACUCAGUGUGCCCAAGGAAUUAUUUUAGCGCUGCGAACUGCAAAUGUACAACUUCAGUGUAAAGGGAGACACCGUUAAUGGAAACUCAUGGGUGUAAAAGACAUACCAGUAGCAUUUUCUCAGUUGAAAGAUAUAAUUUAAGAUUCAUUCUGAUUGUUCCAAUGAUUCAUAUAAGAGAAAGAAGUGCUGUAAAUGUAACUCUUAGUCAAUGUGUAAUGAAGGUUCAGUUUGUUGUAACUAAAAUUACAUGCACUGUAUAUAAAUUUAUUAACAGACUGUAAAAAGUUCAGACUUGAUCAAUUGAUUCUGUACUUUGAAUGA
Molecule: messenger RNA, 5271 nt
Organism: Manihot esculenta (cassava)
Lineage: Eukaryota; Viridiplantae; Streptophyta; Magnoliopsida; Malpighiales; Euphorbiaceae
Product: histidine kinase 2
Exons: 15
Coding region: 804-4553 (1249 amino acids)
Biological process (GO): phosphorylation; phosphorelay signal transduction system
Molecular function (GO): phosphorelay sensor kinase activity
Source: RefSeq, a predicted model, not a curated record